AUUUUACCAUGCUCGACGAUGGACCCAGAUUUUACUUGGCCACAUCGGCCUUGGCGCUGGCUGUCUUCACCUGUUACCGAAAAUAUCAGGACAAGCAAUCGGGCCCCCCACUUCCACCUGGUCCUACCCCCCUCCCAAUACUGGGGAACAUUCUGAGUCUUGAUGUCGCUCAGCCUUGGGUGACCUUCGAUGCCUGGAGGUCCACAUACGGCGACAUCAUUUAUGCUCGUCUCCUCAACAAGCCUGUGGUUGUGAUUAACUCUGAGGAGGUUGCGAAAGACCUCUUUGAAGGGCGUUCUACUAUAUAUUCGGAUAAACCUCAGUCCAUUGUUUAUGAACACUUCGCUUCGGACUUCAACAUAGCACUCAUGCCGUAUGGAGACAGGUGGCGCCUUCACCGACGAUUUUUUCAUCAGGCAUUUCGUCAAAGUGAAGUACACGCUUACCACGCUGUGCAAUUGCGUUGCGCCCACAAAAUGUUGCUCCGUGUGCUACAGGACCCUAGUGAAUAUUCAAAACAUUUCGAGAUGUUUAGCGCUUCCUUUGUACUGGCUAUAGUAUAUGAUUAUGAACUGAAAGUCAGGGAUGAUCCCUUCGUCCACGUCAUGGUAAAAUAUUUGAAUCAGGUAGUCACAAAUCUGACGCCAGGUGCUACUGUGAUACUCGAAACAUUCCCUUUCCUUUUGAAGCUGCCUAACUGGUUUCCUGGUGCCACAUUCAAGCGAGCAUCGCUGGAGUGUCUCAAGGCAGCCCAUGAUAUAAAGGAGAUACCCUUUCAAAUGGUCAAAGAGAGAAUGUCUACUGGCAUCACGGCACCUUGCUUUGUGGCUGACGCAUUGAACAGGAUGAGCGGUUUAGACGACGCUGUCAUUACAACUGCAAUCAAGGAGGCUGCUUGUGUCACAUUUGGAGCGUCAUUUGAAACGACUACUUCCACGUUGCUUGUGUUCAUUCUUGCUAUGGUGCUCAAUCCAGAGGUACAAGCCAAAGCACAAGCAGAGAUUGAUGAAAUUGUUGGCAAAGAUAGACUCCCAGAUUUUGAUGACAGACCAGCGUUGCCUUACGUUGACGCUGUUUUGCGUGAAACGCUCAGGUGGUACCCUGUGGUUCCGUUUGGUAUUCCAGGCGCAACGACGACCAGUGACAUCUACAAAGGCUACUUCAUCCCUGAAGGGGUUGUUUUAUUUACAAAUACAUGGGCAAUCACACACGAUGCGAAGAAGUAUCCCUGUCCUGAUGAAUUCAAACCAGAAAGAUUUCUCCAUAAAGAUGGGUCGCUCACUAGCGACAUGAUGCAUAUAGGCUUCGGCUUUGGUCGCCGGAUCUGUGGGGGACGGCAUGUCGCAGAAGCGUCACUUUGGAUCGCGAUGACGAGCUUUCUCGCCAUGUUCUCAGCCCACAAGGCUCUUGAUGAGCACGGCAUAGAGAUCCCAGUCGUUCCAAACUUCUCUACAGGUCUCGUCGUUCAUCCGGAAAAAUUUCCCUGCCGCAUUGUCCCGCGAUUCCCCGACACGUCUUUGAAGACCCUGACGCACUUGACUGGGUUAGAUCCGUGUGUCGACAUCGCCUGAAUGCAGCAGAGCCUAUGAGGCAAUCGCAAUGGUGGUAUGAAUGUGUAGUAUAGUCCUCAUGGAUCUAGCUUCUUUCUACUUGGAUAAUGUUGUAUUUUUCCAUUCAAGUACAGGGCAGAAUUAGCAGAUAAAUAGUGCUUGACUGCACGCGCGUGUCAAGACUGGUAGUAAAUCUUAAUUAACUGGUUCGAAUUUG
Messenger RNA from Suillus bovinus, 1767 nucleotides. RefSeq names its product cytochrome P450. Gene Ontology annotation, molecular function: iron ion binding; monooxygenase activity; heme binding. Bases 9 to 1571 code for a protein of 520 amino acids. The record is from RefSeq and is a predicted model, not a curated record. NCBI's taxonomy places the organism in Eukaryota, Fungi, Basidiomycota, Agaricomycetes, Boletales, Suillaceae. The transcript has 14 exons.